AUGUUUGCAGUAAACGUGGUGACCGCUAUCGACGGAGCUACACUACUUAUGCUUAACUCUUACUCCUUUUCAAACCCCUCUCCGACCCCGGGAGGGGAACGCUGGUACUGUUCAGGCAGGAUACCUUGGAAAUGUUGUGUGUGUUUGCAUGUCAAUGACGAUUAUGAAUUUGUCUCGAUUUCUGGUGAGCAUUGUCACCUUCCGCCGGCUUACGAGAUCACUUCAGGUGUUAUUUUAGUCACAAUGACUUCCGGCAACAAAAUCCUUAUAAUAAAUGGGCACACCUUCAGAAAAGAAAUAAGCGUCAACGGUGCUACAAGCAGAUGGUGUUGUAACGAACCAACGACCAAGGAGUGGGAGGAAACGAGGAAGAAAUAUUCCGUUUAUCUGGAGGCAGAAGACGACGUGAUACUGUUCCUCGAAACGCAAAAUGGGAGGACUAUAAUGCAAUAUGGCGGCUAUCAGUAUAACAAAGCGCAUAAGACAAAAUUAGGGGAGAGGUGGAACUGUACCAUAAGCACCUGUUCAGGCCAUGUCGUUCUUAAUGAGGAUAAUGAGAUUAUUACAGACACUAUUGAUCAUGACCACAGACCGCUAUGUUCCGAGCCCAUUAGUAAGAACAAUUCAGAGGAUAAUGAUUCGGCACUAGUAAUAACAUCGAGAAAAGGCAAAGAAAUGCUACUAUACCGAAAUUUCACCUAUCGUAAACAAUACGACAAAGGCAAUAAAUCGAGGUGGGUGUGCUCAACGCAGAAGAACUGUAAGGCAGUGGUCUUCACGGAUUCUAAUAACGUGUUAGUUUCGGUUCACCAGAAACAUCAUCACGACCCGCCGAAGUACUAUCUUAAUCCUAACCACGUUCUGGAUGCCUUAAGAGAGCCAUUGGUACUAGAAUCUGAUUAG
Molecule: messenger RNA, 903 nt
Organism: Leptosia nina
Lineage: Eukaryota; Metazoa; Arthropoda; Insecta; Lepidoptera; Pieridae
Source: the annotation of a GenBank genome assembly